GGUAACAUCGUUCCGCGGUAGAUAUACACCCCUAUUAUAAUUCGAAUUCGCCUCGUUCGACCGAACAUUGUCGUGUGGAGUGCAGUGAAUUAACGUGGUAGUGCUCUUCGAAUGUUAUAGUCGCCUGGUACCAAAACGGACUUAUGUAUUUAAAUGAAAAAUGUAAACGGCGAGCGUAAUGCGCCUACGCCUGUGAUGUCUCUAAUAUGCAGUGGGACAGCCUCUACUUCGUGUUUCUAGCGUUAUGCUGCAUUCAUACUGCAUCUGAACCGUUGCGCUUUCCUGAAGAUUAUCGAACAAAUGUUGUUCGAAGACGUCGAAGCGAUGAGAAGGACAAUCUCGCCUUGUCCAGGGAGAUAUUCAAAAAUAUCACGAAGCAACUACGCGAAAAUAUCAAGCGUGAAGGAGCGACUGACAGAAACGAUCAUUUGUUACAGAACAAGGUAGAAGAGUCUCGUCCCUAUGUGCCGUACCAGAGUUACCAUGAUCAUCAUCAUGAGCACCAUUGGGGCCCGUACUUCGAGGAAGAGAAGUACACCCAAGUGACGGCCCAUGUUGGGGCGGAGGCCUUGUUGAAUUGUAGAGUCGUCAUGCUCAAGGACAAAACGGUGAUGUGGUUAAGAAACACAACGGAGUCUGCACAACUCCUCACCGUUGGUCCAGCUUUAUACGCCGGCGACAAUAGGAUAGCAGUAAAGUUCCAAUACCCAAACAACUGGAGACUCAGUAUGAAUCCAGUGAAGUUGACAGACGCUGGUCACUAUAUGUGCCAAAUAUCCACACAUCCCCCAAGAACGAUAUUCACAAACCUCACAGUUUUACCUCCUGUAAUAUCCAUAAACGGUGACGAAACACAUGAUGUGAAAGACAGAUUUUAUAAAGCGGGUAGCGCUAUAAAAUUGUCUUGUAUCAUAUCAGAACAAUAUGUGUCAUCUAUACCUAUUAAGGCCCCGUUGACGACGCCUAUACCUACAACCACACCCCUACCUACAACUACUACCACAGAAUUAACAACAAAAAUGAGUACAAUAUUCAAUAGAAUAGAUUUAAUGAUGAAUAAAAGCUGGAGUGUCGAAACUACGACGAUUACUUCAACUGUUAGCGUAAGUACUACAACUAAGAAAGCACCAGAGAAGACCACGACUGAACUGACUACUAUGAAACCUACAACACCUCCAGUAGAAAAUAAUAUUUAUGGAAUUUUUUGGAAGAAACAAGGGAAAGAUUUCACUGAUAAUGUCUCUUGGAGGAAUAUGAGUGCUACUAUCAGUGUAAGUUCAGCAUCACAGAAUGACAGUGGGACGUAUACAUGUCACCUACAGAACCAUUCUCAAGUCACAAUUAAUGUUCACGUUUUGAUCGGGGAGAACCAAGCCGCUGUACAACACAACACAGGGAACAAAGGAACACUUUUCUGGCAACCCCGAGUUUUGGCCUUUGUUUCCUGCACAACUCUUCUAUUAUUUUAUCCGUGAUCAUGUAAUACUUUCAAAUUAUGGUAUUGAAAAUGUUAUGCAAAGAGAAAAAGUUUUGUUGUUGCUACAAUUAAUGAAUGUCGCAUGUGAUCUGGGGACUAAGUGCCAGUUAUUUUUUGUUUUAAUGCGAUUGAAACAUAACAGCGUUUAGCUUUCUAAUUGGUUGGUAAAUUUGGAGUAACCAAUCAGAGCGCCAAACGUCAAAAAUGUGUUGAUCUCUUUGACUUAAAAAAAACUUGCUCUAGGUCCUCAGAAGUAUUAAGUGCGAUAUACGGUGAGAACAAAAUUUGUUGAAAUUGUUAUAUAAUUGAUCAUUCUAUCAAAGUAAUAAUCCGAAUGUAAACAAAUUACAAUCUAGACAGAUUUCGCUAGGAGUAGAACCAGAUUUGUGUAUUUAGAUGAUUCAAGAAUUCAUUACGAUUUAAAGUGAUAGGUACUUAUAUCCACCGAAUAUCAGAUACUUACGUGGUGUAUAUUCUCAUGUUUAAAACUUUUGCAAAAAACCAAAGAAUGUGAAGUAAUGUAAAAAUAUUUUUAUUGUGUCAUAAAACCUUUGUAUUCAUGACACAAUCGACCAUGACUUAGAAUAACUAAAGUUAAUAUACCAUGCAUAUAAACUAGUCUAGCGAAAAAAAAAACUUCUAAAUCUGUUGUAAUAUAAAUUCGAAUAGGAGAAAGAUUUGUCGAGAAGUAACAUUUUUUAAGACAUUAAACGUGGCUUUGUAAAAAUUCCGAUGAUUUACAAGUGACAUCGCGUAAUUCACGACGGUGCAUAAAAUGGUCGUAAAAUUUUUUAGUACUUUUUUUAGUAUGCUAUGAGUGACAUCACGGAGUACUGGCCGUGAAAAUGUAAUUUUAAAAUUGUGUAAAUAUUAUAAUUUUACCGUUGACGUAA
Messenger RNA from Spodoptera litura, 2370 nucleotides. Its product is annotated as defective proboscis extension response 18. Gene Ontology annotation, cellular component: neuron projection membrane. Lineage: Eukaryota; Metazoa; Arthropoda; Insecta; Lepidoptera; Noctuidae. The record is from RefSeq and is a predicted model, not a curated record. Gene Ontology annotation, biological process: synapse organization.